CUCUUCUAUCUUUUUAUAUUUAUGAGAAGAGAUUUAAAUAAUUCUUAAAGUUAGUAAACAACAGAAAACAUACAACAAUUAGAAACUCUGUAAUUAGCUUUAAAUAUACACAAGAUUUCGAUAUGAAUAGGCCCAUGAAUUAUUGACUUAAGCAAUACUUUCCAAUUCUGUCUAUGCAAUAGCAGUAUUGCUUUUAGGUUUUGAGCUUGCCUAUGAUGGAAAUUUGUUAUGUGUGAUUUACUGCAUACAUUCAAAAUUAUUCUUAUAAAUUCUGCAUCAAAUAUACUUUUAUAGAAUUUUUGCUAAUAAAAAUAUGUAAGAUCAUGUUAUAUAUGAUUAUUUUUAAGUAAGUACAAUCACACUUUUAUAAGAUUACUUUAAAUAUUUUUUGAAGAAUGCUUUGUGCUGGCAUUAAAUUUUUAUGCAAUCAAUAGAGAUAAUGAGUUAAUUCUAUUUUCAAAUAUAUUCCCUGUUAUAAAUAUAUUUCUCUCAUUAAUAGUCAAGAUUAAUGAAGGAAAUUAGUUUUUUAAGGAAUCAGUAUAAUAAAUCAAUUUGUUUUAUGUAUUUAGAAAUAUUUGUAUCUUAUUAACCUCUACUUUUUUAUGUUUAAAGAUAGAAGGAUAUUUUGAUAUAUAAUGGUUGUAUACAUUAUGGAUAUUCUGGCUAUUAUUUAGUCUCUUAGCAUCGAUAGCAUUAUACUACAUUUUUGUUGUAUUAGCAUUGUGUAUACAAGUUAUUUUAGAAUAGUGUAAUCGUUAAAAAUGCUUAGGUUUGUUAUUUUAAAUUAUUAUAGUGAUAACUAAUAUUUGGAUAUUGCUAUUUUUGAUAUCUUGUUCUUCAAUGCUUUUUAUGAUACCGAUGUCAAUAUUGAAUAAUAUUUUUUAAGGCACAUAUUAUAGAGCAAUUGAAGUGGACAGAAUCAUUUUAAUUGUCAACUAAAUCAUUUUCACUUAUUUUUCUUUUAAAUUUAAACCAGAAUUGAUAUCUUCAUUGUAAAUAUUUUUAUCACUAAAUGAUUCUAUUAAUCCACUUCAUAGUGUGGCAACUUAAUAAGCAGAUGUUUAAUUACAACAAUUUAAAUAAAAUUUUAUAGAGAGUCAAAAUUCUGAAGCUUAAAUGUAGAUUCCAAAAGUAGUUAAAAGAAUUUCGAAAACAUAUUUUGGAUUUGAUGAUCUAAAUUCUGAAAAAAAAAGUGAUUUAAAAAAUUAAGAUUAAAAUAAGAAGCCUACUCAUCAUAAAGCAUUAUCAUCUUAGAUUUAAAAAACGAUAGAAAAUUUUAAUGACAAGAUUAAACUUGCAUCUAUGGUGAAUUUUAAAAUAAUUGAAAAAGAGGAUUUAGAUGAAUUGAAAGGAACUUCAAUUUUAUAAGAUAAAUAAAAAGUAAUAUUAAUAAUAAAAUUUUAGUAAAAUGAACCAAAAUCAAUUUCAUUAUCAUCAAUCAAUUCUUGUUGUAUUUGUUAUGACAAUGAUUCAGAUGCUUUAUUUAUGCCAUGCGGACAUAGUGGAGUAUGUUAUCAUUGUGCUUUAGAUUUGUGGAAAAACAAAGAUGAAUGCUAUUUAUGUAGAAAAGUAUUAUUAAUAUUUAAUAAUUAUAGAAAGUAGAAAGAGUAUUAUAAAUUUAAAUUUGUAAAAAUGAAAAGGAUAUUUAUUAAGUUGUUUGUGCUACAGAAUUAAACUAAAAAUUAAAAAAAAGACCUAAAAUAAAUCAAUAACAACAUGAUUAAUGA
Paramecium sonneborni is the source of this 1727-nucleotide messenger RNA. Lineage: Eukaryota; Ciliophora; Oligohymenophorea; Peniculida; Parameciidae. The record is from the annotation of a GenBank genome assembly.